This is a messenger RNA of Microbotryum saponariae, 6955 nucleotides long. Lineage: Eukaryota; Fungi; Basidiomycota; Microbotryomycetes; Microbotryales; Microbotryaceae. The record is from the annotation of a GenBank genome assembly.
AUGGAUGCACAAUCACCGCCACCGCAGCCUCGAGCGUCGACAUCGUCCGAGAUGCAGCUGCAGACGCCCAUCGCGGGCAGCAUCUCGGGGCCGAACCGAUCGAACAGCGCGGCCGCAGCCAUCGUCGUGUCAGAUCAAGUUGUCUACGACCUCUCGCUCGCCUGCGACGCCGAACAUGCCUCGGACGAAUCAUGGCAAGAUGCGACCGCUUCCUCGCUCGAAUGGAUCCUCUCUCUCGACCGUAGCAGUAGCAACAACCUCUCCGGUGGGGCCAACGACAAGGGCAAGGCGAGGGAGAGCGCGGUCGUGCAUUGGUACUGCGGUCACGACGGCGCCGAGGUGUGCUGGUCGCCGAGCGUGUUCCUCGUACGCCUAUUGUCAAUGAAGAGGCAAGGAGACGUUGCGAGGUGGAGAGACAUGUUUGAAAGGUGAGAGUUCUGGCUGCCACUGCACGGCGGCGGUUUGCUCGCGCAAAGGAAGCCAGAUCCCGCCAGGUGCUCUCAGAGAUGAUCCCCCCCACACGGCCCCCAGAGAGCAGACACUGACUCCCUCGAUGAACUCGUACCUGCUCAUAGACUCAUGCGCGAAUGCCCUCGGUGUGUUACCGCAUUCCAGCAUGCAAAGUCCGAGUUCAUCAACAGGUUCGUUCGGCUUUCUUUCCGGCAGAGAUUUCGGGAUCCCUUGCGAGCAGCUCGAUUUGAUCCGCGGCUGCGUUCGCACACCCUUGCUGACUCAGCGACAUGUCAACAAUCAGGUAUCUUUCCCUUCGCAAGAGUGAGGCAGCUAUCAGGGGAUUCUCGGACGGCAUAGAGAGGCUUGAGCGUGAUCGAGUACAUCAAGCUUUUUACGACGCUGGGUUCGGGGUGGACUCGACCUCGGCGACGGCGCAUCUUGAAGAUGUCGCGCCGGCAGCUAUCCAGAACUGUCUGGUCAAUCAUCUGUUGUUCCAGGACACCAACAUUGUCAACCUUAUUGCUUCGGGUCUACCGGUGUCCAAGCCGAUCCAACUCCCGCCCGAAGUCACACCGGGCCUGCUCGCCCUCCGCUUUCAUCGGGAGCGUGCGCUGCGUGAUUGGACACAGCUUCAGCUCGAUAGCUGCGAGCUUGUCACUCCUCGACACUAUACGCAUCGAGGACUUGGUCUCAUUUUUGGGGCGCACCUCAAGCUACUCGCCAGUCGCGAUCGCGGCGACUUCAACGCCGAGACCGUCAUCCACCUACCCUACGUCGAAAGUCGAGUCGAAUUCUGGCAGGCGCUGACGGCGGUACUCGCCUUGCUCGACUCUGAAACGAUGCAUUCGCAGCUCACUCGAGCGGCAAGCCUCUCCAAUCCAGGUACUCCCUUAACAGCAUCAGCUGUGGGGGAUAUCGUCCCGGUCGUGGCAGGUCAUCUCGGAGACGUCGGGGAUCACUUCCCCGACGUCCUGUCGUGCUUCCGGAUCAUCGUGGAUCGACUGCAGGAGAACGUUUGGAAGGGUGCAGCUGAUCGCUUCGAAGAGGUGACUCUGCACGCAAUACUCGACAACACAUCUUUCGAGCGAGUAUUUGGUGGCACCCACGAGGAUGCGCCGGCGACCAACGACGAGCCGAUAUUGAACUGGAUCCCACCGUUUCUGAGCUCGGUGGCCCAGUCAUCGACUCGCUUCAUCAACUCGUUGGCCAUCAUCAUUGCGGCAUUUUUGGGUAACCUGCAAGCUUUACGCUUCGAUACUGCGGCACGUACACGAGCCAUCACUAUCGCUGCGACGAUCUUGUCCGAUGUCUUCCUCGACACCGAUGGCCUCAUCGAUGCCCCGUCCAAGUGGCCGCACGCGCGGGAAGCGGCCAAAAUCCUGGACCUGCACGCCCCGACCAUCGCCGAUUUCGCGUUCGAUCCGCGCUUUGGAGCCGAGCAUUGGCGAAAGGCGACGAGCACAGCGAUGGAGCUGACGAUGCGGAUCAUGCAGCGUGAUGCUCGACGAGUUCGCGAUGCGAUUCAUACUUUGGGUUCCUACUCGAUGGAGCUCAAGCGCGCCGAAGAUCAAGCGAAGCGGUCGAAAAAAAAUGUCCCAGCCACCUUCGAGUCUAAAGCAUCAACUGCGUAUGGCCCACCGCCAACCAUCGUUGCGUAUUGUGCACCGCUCUGGAAGAGGUCGUACGAGAUCGUCCGAUCGACGGACGCCCGGCAUCUUGCCGCUAUCGUUCAGGGCACUUCGGCAUGCUAUCACCUCGAGCAUCUCACCGCUCGAACUUGGAUAUACAAAGAUCAGAUUCGAGCACAGAUGAAGGCUGUCAACGCGGCGCUCGACCAAAUCCGCUUGCCGUUGAUCUCGCUGGUUGAGUCCUUCACCGACGAGGCUCCUGCAGCUUUGCUCGACUUUCUCGCCCGACCAGGUAUCACGGAGAACUUCGUCGUCUGGGCGCUAUCGCCGAUCGAGCAAAUGCACAACGUGGCGCAGGGCGUCGUCAAACAAGCGUAUGACGUGUUGACCCGUCGAGAUUGCCUUGGCGCCCUAUUGCUGCAUCACCCGGGCUCAGCCCUUCGCGGUCUUCUCCGAUCAUUGCGCUCAUUCACCACCGCUGCAAAGUUUCUGCCGGAAGCCUGCGGUCAAGCCAAGCGCCUGGUACGCUGUCUUUCGGACGUGCUCGAUGUCCUCUGCGCCACCGCAAAUGGGCUACUGCGUGACGCUUCCUUUCUGCGUCGCGGCGUUGAGGAGGAAGAGCACCUUGGCUCGCGUCUGUUCGAGCUCUGGCGACGCAUGUGUGGCGCGCUGGCGUUGGUCUUCAAGGAGACGCCUUCUUGGUCGACGUUCUUUGAAAACAGCGUCAUGACGGAGUGGAUGCGAGAUGCGAUCUUGUUUGGAGUCGACUUGCUUGAACAGCAGCACGCAUUCGAGAUCGCGAUCCGCGAUACCUUGCGAAGCGGCACCGACCCAGCCUCGACCAAGCAAGCGUCGACACAGGCCAGGCACGUCAUAGCGGCCCUCAGUGAGCCACUUGAGGAGCUCACCUCCUGGCUUCGAUUGAACGACGAGGACCUGUUGUCUGCGACUUUUGAGCUCGUUCGUUCGCUGCUUGGACGAUUCGCCGAGUCCGACAUGGCGCUGAGGAGCUCGACGGUGGCUCGCCUUCGCAAGAUCGCGGAUAGCAAUCGUCGCAACCGCGCUGUGCGAUCCAACAUCCUUCGUGACGAUCAGCUGCGCGAGCUCGUUGAUGCUCUGGCCGUCAAUGACGGUGACGAGGUGGUGGUCUACGAAGUCCCCCGUGACAAGAGCAAAGCACUUGCAGCUACCGCCGCUGCUGGUACGACUUCGAAGCCAUCGGCGAGCGUGCUGGACCAAUUGCGAAUCCAUUCGGCGCGCUGCAAAUCAUCGGGGAUGAACGGUGUUUCGUCGACUGCUGCGUCGAGGAGACCGACCUCGUUCACCACCGGCAAAGGUGUCAAAGCUUCAGCACCGAGUUCCACAAUGUUAGCUCGACCUCGCGGUGUACCUUGGACGAGCUAUACGUCAAAGCCAGCCAAAGCUUGGAACUCUUCGGAUGAUUCGUCCUCCGAGGAAGAUCACGACGGCGAGAACGCGGACAAGAAACUGUCCGGCCUGGCGAUGCUUGCACGAGCGCAAAAGUCGUCGCCCAAGUUCAAAAAGAUCACCGAACGUCGUACCGUCAAGAUGAUCGACAACCCGACUAACGGCGUCGUGAGCACGCGCAUCAGGGGCCCUAUGGCCACGCAGGAUGCGGCGCAAGAUGCAGCGCAGCGACGCGCGGCCAACAUAGCUCGACUUCGAGGAGUGCAAGACUACUCGUCGCUACAUCGGCGCAUUCUCCAGUGGGACGUCGACAAAGAAGGACCGAUCGCACCGCACUUGUCCAGUCGUCUCACCCCGCUGCGCUCCUCAUUCAGCAGCGCCGACGAUUACGUCAACAGCUUUGAGCCGUUGCUUCUGACCGAGUGUUGGGAGCAAGUCAAGGUGGCCCGGACUGAAACGGCGCAGGAUAAUCACCCUAUCAGGGCGACAAUUGCUGGACGUCAAGCCGUCGACGACUUUAUCGAUGUCUUCGUCACGAUCGACCAUGCCGAUGUGCCACAAGGCACGUUCUUUUUCGAUACCGAUCUCGUGCUCCUUCGGCAAGGGCACCAUCAAACGAUUGCCAAAGUUCAGGCUUUUGCGCGAAAGCGCGAAUUUUUUGAGGCGACGCUACGCACACAACUUGGGAACGACACGACCGACGCGGGACCAGGUCUGGUAGCGAGAUCACAAUGGCAGAUCCUCAAGUUGUAUACGUACGUCCCUGCUCAGUCCUUAAAAGAUAGCCUUCUAUGCCUGCGACUGAGUAUUCGACGUGUCGUACACAGUUUGAGUACGAUCCACCGCGAGUACGCAGCACUUCAGUCAAUUCGCUACCUGGACUUAUUCCGCGAAAUUAUCAGUCCACGAGCACCACCUCCCGUCCCUUAUGACUCAAGAAAUUUGAGCCGGAUGAUCUCGGCCUACCAGGUCAACGAGCCACAGGCGAAGGCGAUACAAGGCGCCUUGCAGACGUCUGGGUUCAGUCUCAUACAAGGUCCUCCUGGAACGGGUAAAACCAAGACAAUCAUUGGUCUCAUCGGAGCGUUUAUAGAUUCGAGACCUCGAGUUGCAGCGCCGAUCGUGGUUGGACAACCGACCAGCGAGGCCCACCGCGAACCCCUCGCCAAGAUCUUGCUGUGUGCCCCUAGUAACGCCGCAGUUGACGAAGUCGCCAAGCGACUCAAGGACGGUAUUCGCGACUCGAGUGGGCGCCUCAUCGUGCCAAAAGUCGUGCGUAUCGGCAGCGACUCCGCGGUCGACAUCUCUGUGAAAGACAUUUUUCUUGACGAACUCGUCGAACGCGCGCUGAGUGGAGGCGUCAGCGCGGCCGACGCAGCGAACGACUCGCAAAGGAGGAUGCAGUCGAUGCGCGCCGAGGUCGACCUGCUUCGCGCGACCCGUGAUGAGAAGCUGGCGGCUUUGCAAGCCGUGAACGACAAUGACGUCUUGCGUGAGGAGCUGCGGUAUCAACUCAAGACGACCAAAUCGCAGAUCAACGAGAUCUCGCAACGCCUCGAUGCCGAAAAGGACAAGGCGCAGCAAUCUCGCCGCGCGCUGGAUGCGCAGCAACGCAAGAUGCGGAUGCAGGUCCUGUUCGAUGCGGACGUCAUAUGUGCAACACUUUCGGGCUCGGGUCAUGACUAUAUGGCCCAGUUGCCAUUCGACUUUGAGACUGUCAUCAUCGACGAGGCUGCGCAAUCGAUCGAACUGAGUUCGCUAAUUCCGCUAAAGUACGGAUGUCGUCGGUGCAUCCUUGUUGGGGGUCAGUUGCUGCACGAGGAUUUCUAUGCUUUCCCUGGAACAUGCAAUCUGAACUGACGCGGACGUCUUGACCCCUCAGAUCCGUUGCAGUUGCCGCCGACCGUUAUCUCCAACGCUGCCAAGCAUGCGGGCUAUGAUCGAUCGCUGUUCGUUCGCAUGAUGGAGCAAGGACGAGGGCCACACUUGCUGAGGUGAGCUUUUGAGGAUGACGUGCUAUCUGGCGCCGCUGAAAUGAGCUCAAUUUCCGGACUUGCAUGCGGUGCAGCAUCCAAUAUCGAAUGCAUCCGCACAUAUCGGCGUUCCCCUCGGCCGCAUUCUACCAAUCUCGACUCCUGGAUGGCGAGGAAAUGGAGAAGAAGACGCUACAGCCAUGGCAUUCCAAUUCUUUGUUCCCACCGUACAUGUUCUUUCAUGUUCGCAACGCCACCGAGGUUGCCGGUCGUCACCAUUCGUGGACGAACCCCCAAGAGGCCCAGACGGCCCUUGCGAUCUAUGAACGUAUCAUACGGGAAUACCCGCACGUUGACCUGAACUAUCGUAUCGGUAUUGUCACCCCUUACAAGGGUCAAGUAUGGGAACUAAAGACAACUUUCCGCCGUCGGUUCGGCGACGACAUCCUGUCCAAGAUUUCCUUCAACACAGUCGACGUGAGUAAACCGACGUCGGACCCGGUGUCGGUCUGCUGUCGCUGAUGUUUCGCGACUUCUAUUUGCACGCUUGCACGCCUGCAGGGCUUUCAAGGGCAGGAAAAGGACAUCAUUAUUCUUUCUUGCGUCCGUGGAGGGAGUGUAGAUAGUGGUGUAGGCUUCUUGGCCGACACACGGUACGUUUUUGACGCGUGGAGUGCAGGUAGGGCAACCUGCUAAUUCUUGAGCCACGCAUUCCGCAGGCGCAUGAACGUCGCUCUGACGCGUGCCCGCUCAUCGCUCUUCAUUCUCGGCGACUCAAACAAACUGCGGUCCAACGAGUAUUGGGGCAACCUCGUUGCGGAUGCUGAAGCUCGAGGCUUGAUGACACAGGUCAGUACAGGUUUCUCUCGUACGGGUCUUGAGCAAGGAUGCUGACGUUUGGCGGCGUUUGUGAUUCAGGUCGACCCGGCUUUCUUUCGCUCCCUGCAACCGCCGAAACCUCCGACGAUCCGUGCGACCGUCAAGCCUCACACCUCCGUGGCUCGUGCCAUCGUUGCAGAAGGGGCACCCAACGCCUUGGUUCGGCCAUCGAAGCAAGGUAGUGGUGCGACGGGUUCCUCGUCGAAGAUCCAUGGCAUCAAGCGCCGCGGUUCGCCACCAUCGCCUAGUAACUCUCCUAAGAAAGUUAAAGCUAGUCUGAACGAGAACAAUGCAAGGGGUAUCGAUGCCAAGUCGGAUGAAACGAAAUUUCGUCCUGUUGCGGAGAUCGUUGGCUCGCAGACAACCACGUCGCAUCCAGCGUCAGCAACGUCGGCACUACCAACGCCAACUCCAUUGAUCAUUGCCCGACCCAAACCCAAACCCUCGAUGUUCAUCACUAAAAAGGUGAAGCCAGUUACGCUCUUUCCGAAUAGCUGCGCUCAUUCAAACUGAUGUAGGGGCUGACCAUACUUCACUCGACUCGACGUUCCUCCUUAUCUGCAGAAACCAUCCGCUACGGGCAAGCGGCCGUGA